Molecule: messenger RNA, 5337 nt
Organism: Xenopus laevis (African clawed frog)
Lineage: Eukaryota; Metazoa; Chordata; Amphibia; Anura; Pipidae
Gene: pard3b.S
Product: partitioning defective 3 homolog B
Exons: 19
Coding region: 1250-4054 (934 amino acids)
Biological process (GO): establishment of centrosome localization; microtubule cytoskeleton organization; establishment or maintenance of epithelial cell apical/basal polarity
Cellular component (GO): cell junction; apical junction complex; bicellular tight junction
Molecular function (GO): phosphatidylinositol binding
Source: RefSeq, a predicted model, not a curated record
CUGAGCUCUGUGUGGUCUUUUAACUGUUGUGGAGUGGGCGGGAUCUAGGGUGGGGCUUGUGGGCCAGGGCUCAGGGCCCCCAAACAUUUUGUUGUACAGCCCGUGAUUUCUAAUGGAGGUCCUGGACUAGAAUUAGGCAAUGCCAGGUGUAUAGGGAAUGGUAUAAGCACCACCCAUAUAUAAUGCUCGUUUUUUUUACAAAGGUAACAACAUAUUGAAACUGUGAAACCACAUUCACUUCCUUUCUAAAGCCAUGAUGUAAAGUCGCCAUGAUUCAUUCAUAAUCUUCCUAUGUUUAACUUGCUGGCUUCUCAACUCCGCCAUUGAAACAAGUCACGCUUUAUAUAUAUCCCCACAUUCCUCUUCGAUGUUACGUCGGUGGUUUUAGUCAUUUCCCACAUUGCCAUUCUCUAUUCCUCGCAGCCAUUCGUUCUCUACGAGUUUUGUCGUCAGUUUGUAUUUUCCCUCCACACACAGCUGUCAGCCUUGUCUGUAUCUCUUGUAUCGGCUCCAUUAGCACAGCUCUGUGAGGGAGGGGCCCACGUUCCCAUACAGGCAUUGUAUCGGCUGCACCCUCCUCUCCCCGCACUUAUUACACAUGAGUCUAUCCCUCCUCCCUAUAGUGACACACAAACUUCUGCUGCUCCUUCCCUACUGCAAUGCCUGCCUGGGAAUCCCGACCCUGAGUCACACGUCUAACCGGGACCUUAUAAAAGCUUCUUAACCCCUGCACCGUCGCAGCAGUCCCAUUCAGCCCCGGAAAUAGUUAAACAGAGCAGGACAAUCCAGCCCAUCCUGAGAGACCUGCCUGUGGCUUCCUCAUUCCACCUCUCCCCUCCCUUUAGUCACACUCCCCUUCCUACUGCUCUCUUGGGAAACUACCUGGAUAAUAAAAAGAAAAGCUUCAUUUCUUUUUUAGAUUUUUUUCUUUUCCAGUUGUUUACAAAAACUUUUCAUAAACUUUGUAAGAAUUUGGGACCCAGGUGGCCAUCCACCUGCAUUCGGUGCCUUCUUAAUUAAGGACUGAAGCUAAUUAAUGAAACAGUUGCACUUGCUUUCCUUCAUGGAGUAAAAACAUAAUCAUGGAGCAUGCUGAGCGUAAACUAUAACCAUUGCACCUGUUGCUCCCAGGAAACAACAGCAGCAGCAGAACAGACUGACACUUUGUGUGCAGGGAUUUGGCAGCCUCCCUCUCUUUUAUUCUUAACCCUUUGACGUUUCAUUUUUUUGCAAAUCAGAAAGGAAUAAAAUGAAAGUAACCGUUUGCUUUGGGAAGACUGGAAUUGUGGUUCCUUGUAAAGAUGGAAAGAUGAGCGUGAGAGACCUAAUUCAGCAGGCUGCCCAGAGAUUCAUCAAAGCCAAAGAAAAAGAGCCAGGGUACUGGGUAAAGGUCCAUCACCUAGAAUACCAAGAUGGAGGUAUCUUAGACUCUGAUGAUGUGGUAGCAGAUGUUGUUGAAGACAAGGAUAAGAUAAUUGCUGUGUUUGAUGAACAUGAAGCCCCAAACACAAAAGAAGAUGAAUUAUCAGCUCAGCUUUCUGCCUUCCAGCCACUUAGAGGAGAAGUCGAUGUCACAUCCUCUGCUUUGCAAAUAGGAACUCCUUUAUUAGUGAGAAGGAGCAGUGACCCAACUGUGGUACCAGUGACUGAUUUUCACCCGUCUUCUGCCGAGCACAAUGUAACUGAUUCAGCACAGGGAUUGUCCAGAGUACUAGCACCAGAUGAACAGAAAGAUCACAACUGGCGGGAUGAACGUCCUGGAUUACAGAAGCCUCCAUAUAAAAUUAGAGAAAUCACUAGAAAGAUAGAGAUUUCGGGAAGUGGGGGAUCACUAGGCAUCCAUGUUGUGCCUUUCUUUUCUUCUCUUAGUGGAAGAGCUCUGGGGCUGUAUAUUCAAGAAAUUGAAGAGAGCAGCCGUUCGAAGCGUGAGGGUUUAUUCCAAAAAAAUGAAUGCAUUGUGAAAAUCAACAACAUGGAACUUAUAGACCGAUCGUUUACAGAAGCACAAGAUAUUUUCCGACAAGCAAUGAAGCAACAAAAUGUGCUGGUGGAAACUGUGCUGCCAGAAAAUCGGGACUUGUUUGAAAAGUCUGUCAUCUCUUCACUGUUUGUAUUGGAUGAUGAUAUUGAUGAGGUUCCUGACAUAAAACCACCUCCUCCUCCCACUGUAAAUCGAACUGUUAAAAUGGUAGAGCAGAAUAAUGGAGUUGAGUCUGCUGGAACCAAAAUACUUCAUCCACCUCUUAGUCCAAACCAAAUAUCAACAGGUAGCAAGUUUUCUUCACCAUCGCUCUCCCCUUUGGUGUUUGGAAACGAGAAAAAUGCCAAGAAAAUAAGAAUCGAUCUAACAAAAGGUGUGGAGGGCCUUGGAUUCACAGUUGUUACCAGGGAUUCGACUGUGCAUGGGCCUGGGCCUAUUUUCGUGAAGAAUAUUUUGCCAAAAGGAGCUGCAGUUAAGGAUGGGCGGCUUUUGUCUGGAGACAGAAUACUGGAGGUGAAUGGGAAGGACGUUGCUGGAAAGACUCAAGAGGAGCUGGUAGCCAUGCUCAGAAGUACAAAGCUUGGAGAGAGCGUCUCAUUAGUGGUGGCCCGGCAGGAUGAAACCUUUUUACCACGUGAACUGAAGGGAGAGACAGAAAAUCUUGUAUUUCCCCCGGACAACACGGCUCAGAUGACAUUUGAGAUACCACUGAAUGGUACUGGUUUAGCUGGACUGGGAAUAAGCAUGAAAGGAAACAAAUCCAGAGAAACAGGCACAGACCUGGGGAUAUUUAUUAAAUCUAUCACACAUGGAGGAGCAGCCUUUAAGGAUGGCCGCCUAAGAGUGAAUGACCAGCUCAUUGCUGUAAAUAGAGAAAGCUUAUUGGGGAAGUCAAAUCAAGAAACUAUGGAAAAGCUACGGAGGUCUAUGUCUAUGGAGGGAAAUAUACGUGGAAUGAUACAGCUGGUUAUCCUUCGUAGACUAGAUUGGCAAACAGAGGAGCGAUUAGAAACUGUUCAGAAAAAUGCUGUAAGGAAUCUUGCUGUCUCUGAACAAAAUGGUGUACAAGAGAAGCUGAAAGAUUCAUCGAGAUUUAAUUAUAAGAAUCCAGAGAACAAAAUUCCAACCCCUAUCCCACCUUAUCCAAAGGAGCAUAUAAUUGCUGAAUUCCCUAAACUUAGGAAUGUAGCAGAAUCUCAAUCGACCGAUUCACUGAACAUAAAAGCAUCAAGAAGCAUGGACAUAGGGUCUCCCAGGAAAGACUUGGGGCCACGUCUGGGUCUUAAAAAAUCCAGUUCUCUUGAGAGUCUGCAGACUGCCUUUGCAGAAGUCAAUAAAAAGGAGCUUCCCAUCUACAGAUCCAGACCCCACAUGGUCCGUGGCAGAGGAUGCAAUGAAAGCUUCCGGGCUGCUAUUGAUAAAUCCUAUGAUGGACCAGAGGAAGAAGAAGAGGAUGCCCUCUCCGAUCUCAGCUCUCACUCUGGCCGGGAAUCCCCUAACACUGAAUCAGUUCCAUUAGGGAAUCAGGAGACAGGAGAUCAGGAUACCAAUAAAUCUAAAAAAGAAAAGAAAAAGAAAGAUGCUAAAAAAGAAAAGACUAAGACAAAGGGGAGAGAAAAUAAUAAAAAGGAUGAUGGAGAAGAACAGGAGAAGAAAGCAAAGAAAAAGGGCUUCGGUGUUUUGGGCAGGCUUAUUAAGAAGAAAGAAGAGAAAGGGAACCAAAAGCAAAGCACGCUGAAAGAGGAGGAAAAUGAAGUUGAAAAAAUGAUAGAAGAACGUGAAAGAAUUAACAUAAAGCACCAAGAAUUACGAGAACAGCAGGCCAAGACUUUACUUGGCUAUAACUGGAGUCAUGACAUGGAAGAUGAUGAUAUGGACCCUAAUUAUGCCAAAGUAAACCAUUUUCAAGACACCCCACCGCACUAUAAUGCACGCCGUCCUUAUUCUCUUCCAAAAACUUUCCCUCCAAGUUAUCCAUGGGAGAGCCAAGUACUGCCAGAGAGAGAGACCCCUCAAGACCCUUAUGCCAAGAUAAAUAAAAAGCAGCAGGCACCAGAUAAAUCUAACAGGUAAUACCUACUACCAAAUAUAUCUUGGAAUUCUGUAGGUCUUGGCGCUCAUUAAAGAAAGUCGUAGAAUAAAAAAUAGCUAUAAUUACACAUUAUUUCCUUCCCUUUCCUGCUGUGAAGCAGCAAGGCAAUUCAAUUAGGUUUUAGAAAAGAGGAACAGUGGCAUCUUCAUGCAUGAUCUAAGCUCGGCUUCACUCAUUGACCUUAACACUUUCCAGUAUCCGAGUGAGUAUAAAGCCUCGGCAUACAAUCUGUGUGGCCUUGUGAAUUGAGUUAAUGAUUUUGGGAGAUAGACAGAAAAUACAAAAGUCAGGCAAUCAGUGGGGCUGACAUAAAAUUCGGGCACCCUGUAGUGAUCCCUUCUGUCACAUGGAGUCUGUAAAUUUAGCAUUUUCCUGCCCUUACUCUGUUGGUGACUCCAUAUGUUAAUGCUGGACUUGCAAUGCUGGGGGUCUUAAUUAAAAAGAAACUCUAUUCAACGUAAAGCAACAAUGUAGAAAUAAAGACACUGUACCUUGCCUGUUGGCGAUAGCUGCCACUGAAAUGGGACCAUAUUCUGCAGACUCCUAGGGACAGGAACCAUUAGUCUUUCAAGUGACAUGCAAGGGGUUAAAGCCUGAGCUGUGAAAUCUAUAAGAUGCAUAAAGUUUACAAUGAUUUGUGGUAUUUUCUGUCUCCAUUAAAACUCUCCAUGAUUCUUUAGAAAGAAAUAAAAGCAGCCGUGUGGAAAAAAAAAAAAAAAACCCAGCACUUCAUUCACCGCUGCUGAAUUGAUUCGAUUCUUUUGAGCUUUAUCCUGCUAAGCACAUACCCAUUUGUGGAUAUUUAUAAAGAGCCAACAAAAGACUUGAUUUUUCUGCAUGAUAAAAAUGACCACGUCGAAGAAUCAACCUUUAUACUCUCAGCAGCUGGAAAUCUACCUCUGUUAAGCCUUAGCCAUUCAUCUGCUAAUUCUCAGGUUAAAUGUGUGCUCAUUCACAAUCUGUACAGAAAUAUCUACAUUAAUUCAUUAUAGUAUUUAAAUUUGCUGAUUAAUUGGUUGCACUUGGGGAAACGGUAAUGACCACUUCAAAUGCUAUUUUGCUCUAAUAGCACACUGUGGGUUAAUUGUCAUUCCAGUAAUAAUACGCUACCAAGUGCAUCGUUUUUAAGUUAAUUAUGUUAUCUAUAAUAUAGCUAUACAAAGACCAUUGUGUGUAAUUAAUGUAUUAAGUUGGAUCUUUGCAAAUGACACCUGAUUCUUUCCUAUAAAGAAAAUGGGUUAAUUAAAUUGUGCCUUUUGGUAAA